AUGACUGCUCCGAUAAACGUUUUGUCGUCCAGAAGGACAGUUUUGCUAGCAGUAUUGGCUAAGCACGAACAAUUUUUGGCAGAAUUUGACCCGGAACGGGAUGCAAUCGAAAUCAACAUUCGCAUUGCAAAGGUCCAGAAGCUUUCCGUUGAUUUGGAAGCAAUUCAGUCCAAAUUGGAAGAUGCGGCGGCCACCGAGGAAGUGAUAAGUCACAAUGCCGCGUUACGAGACGAUUUUGGCUCGCGUUUGAUACGCCUUGAAGCCCAUUUGAAGGCUAAACGAGUGCACGCUCCGCGAUCCGCAAGCACAACACCAAACACUAACCCGUUGGCAGGUAUAAAGCUUCCCACCAUCUCACUUCCUGAGUUCGAUGGUGAUUACAUGCAAUGGCUCACAUAUAGGGACACUUUUGAGGGAUUAAUUCACGAAAACAUGGAACUACCACCGAUACAAAAGUGUCAUUAUUUACGAGCUUCCGUGAAAGGCGAGGCCGCAAAGGUGAUCGAAGCAAUCACGAUCAGCGCAGCCAAUUACGAGUUAGCAUGGCAAAUGCUCACCGAACGAUACUCGAAUGAGUAUUUGUUAAAGAAACGGCAUCUUCAAGCACUUUUUGGUAUGGCCACCGUUAAGAAGGAGAGUGCAUCAACCCUUCACCAUCUUGUGGACGAGUUCGAACGUCCCAAGAAAACGCUCAAUCAUCUAGGCGAAAAAACGGAUGGAGCUGCUUGUUAG
Anopheles coluzzii is the source of this 732-nucleotide messenger RNA. RefSeq lists its product as uncharacterized. Lineage: Eukaryota; Metazoa; Arthropoda; Insecta; Diptera; Culicidae. The coding region runs from base 1 to 732 and encodes 243 amino acids. The transcript has a single exon. The record is from RefSeq and is a predicted model, not a curated record.